Molecule: messenger RNA, 4581 nt
Organism: Python bivittatus (Burmese python)
Lineage: Eukaryota; Metazoa; Chordata; Lepidosauria; Squamata; Pythonidae
Gene: SWAP70
Product: switching B cell complex subunit SWAP70
Cellular component (GO): cytoplasm; nucleus
Molecular function (GO): calcium ion binding
Source: RefSeq, a predicted model, not a curated record
CGGGGGGCAGCCGGGAGCGCGCAGGUCGCGGCUGCGGGGGCACAGCAGCUCCCUCGGGGAGGAGCGCUUCGAACGAGCCGCCGGGAGGCAGCGAAGGAGUGCCGCGGCGGAGCUACCACUGGCGGGCCAUGGGGAGCCUGAAGGAAGAGCUCCUGAAGCCCAUCUGGCACGCUUUCACCGCCCUCGACUUGGACAAGAGCGGCAAAGUCUCCAAGUCGCAGCUGAAGGUCCUUUCUCACAACCUGUGCACAUUGUUGAAUGUUCCUCAUGAUCCAGUGGCCUUAGAAGAGCAUUUUAGGGAUGAUGAUGAAGGGCCUGUUUCUAAUCAGGGAUAUAUGCCUUAUUUAAAUAGAUUUAUCUUGGAAAAGGUUCAAGACAACUUUGACAAAGUUGAAUUCUAUAAAAUGUGCUGGACUCUGUGUGCCAAAAAAAACCUCACAAAAAGUACCUUACUCCUUACUGAUGAUGAUGCUUUUAAAGUGUGGGUCAUCUUCAAUUUCUUAUCUGAAGACAAAUAUCCAUUAAUCAUUGUGCCAGAAGAGAUUGAAUACUUGCUUAAGAAGCUGACAGAAGCAAUGGGAUUAGGUUGGCAUCAAGAACAGUUUGAACAUUACAAGAUCAGUUUGGAUGCCAAUUGGGAAGGUCUUUCUGUUUGGGAAUUGAUUGAGCUCAUUGGAAGUGGUCGAUUUAGCAAAGGGAUGGACAGACCAACAGUGUCAAUGGGCAUUAAUGAAGUCUUCAGUGAACUUAUAUUAGAUGUGUUAAAACAGGGUUAUAUGUGGAAGAAGGGUCACAAAAGGAAAAACUGGACAGAACGUUGGUUUGUUUUAAAACCAAAUGUUAUAUCAUACUAUGUUAGUGAAGAUUUAAAAGACAAAAGAGGAGACAUUGCACUGGAUGGCAACUGUACAGUAGAGGCCUUGCCUGACAAAGAUGGCAAAAAAUGUCUCUUCCUUAUAAAUAGUUUAGAGAAAGGUUUUGAGAUUAGUGCUUCUGAUAAGAAGAAGAAACAGGAGUGGAUUCAAGCCAUUCAGACAACUGUAAAUCUGCUAAAAUUAAAAAGCCCUUCACCUCAUAAAGAGGCACGCCAGAAACGGAAAGAUUUACGCCAGAAACUGCAGGCUGAACAAGCAGAAUUGGAGAGGCAAAUGAAGGAGCUCCAAAUAGCAAAUGAAAAUAAACAGAAGGAACUGGAAACUGUCCGAAAGCAAUUAGAAGAAGCAGCUGCUCGAGCUUCGGAGGAAGAGAAGAAACGUCUGCAGACUCAAAUGGAAUUACAAGAUCGAUUCAGUCUUGAACUGGAGAGAGAAAAAAUGGUAAGACAGAAAAUGGAAGAACAGGUUGCUCAGAAAUCAUCUGAGCUUGAGCAGUACUUUCUGAGAGUCAAGGAACUUGAAGAAAUGUAUAAACAGCUACAGGAAGCUCUGGAGGAUGAGAAACAAGCACGUCAGGAUGAGGAAACAGUCAGGAGACUUCAGGCCAGGCUACUAGAAGAAGAGACAGCCAAGAGAGCAGACUUGGAAAAGUGGCACUUAGAGCAGCAGCAGACCAUUCAGAUGACGGAGGCAGAAAAGCAAGAGUUGGAAAACCAGAGAAAAAUGAAGGAACAUGCUCUACAGGUCGCCAUGCAGCAGUUGGAAGAACUGGAAUUGGAGAGGAAGCAAGCCUUUGAACAAUAUGAGGAGGUAAAGAAGAAAUUGGAAGUAGCAACAAGCAAAACCAAAAGUUGGAAAGACAGAGUAGCUCAUCAUGAGGGAUUAAUUCGAUUAAUUGAACCAGGUUCCAAGAAUCCUCAUUUGAUCACUAAUUGGGGACCAGCAGCCUUCACUGAAGCUGAACUUGAGCAAAGAGAGAAGAGUUGGAAAGGGCAAAGGAGUACUUCUGAUUAGUGAACGUGGCUGAAAUACAUUGGGGGCAGCAGAGAGCAGAAAUCUGAUACUGUAGUUAAAUAAAUAUUGUUAUACCAAUUUAUUGCCUAUACUGCAAGUUAGCUCAAGCUAUAUAAAGAAGUUAGAUGCAAAAUAUAAAUUCUACUGCACACCAUGAAUUAUAACAGAAUUUGUGAAAGCACUAAAUGUCCAUAAAAAUUGUUUGAAUAAUUGUGUGCAGUUAAUGAAAAUUGAAAUACCGUAAUUUGAAGUGUGUUUUUUAAAUUUGGAAUUGGACAAGUGAACUAGAACACAUGGGGAGUAUUGUGGGCCUUUUUACCCAUGUUGUUAUCCUAGGCUGCUUAGAAGACUAUGAACUUAUCCUGUUAGUUUUAUAUUUGGGGCAACAAAAGUUUUUGUGGACAGGAGGAGGAUUGUUAUCUUUGGUAGGGCCGGGCCAAAGAUGCAUGGAGAAACAUACCAGUUUGGAUCAACGGGUCACUAUAUCAGUGGCUCGAUGUAUCAGUGUGUGACUGAAACGUGUUUCUCAUAUAAAUAUAGAAUAUAUUCUCAAGUGGUAAUUUCAGAACCUUAAUAAUCCUGUAGUUUGAAAGGGAGGAAAAGAAAGAAAAACUGAACAGCCCACAGCCUCCUUUUGAUUUUUUUAUCAUUACACUAAUAGCCUGAUGAGAGCAGAGGUGAACAUUUUUUAUUUUGUUGAGAGAUCAUUAACAUCCUGAUUCAGAAAGUCAUAGUCCAAUCUUGGCAGUAUGAGAAUAUUUCUUCUGCGAAAACAUGCAUAGGGUUAUACUUUUGGUCAACCAAUUGAUUACAGAUAUCAACUCAUGCAAAUUAAUAAUCUAACUUUGUUCACCAAAUUUCCUUGAUUUCCUAUACAGUCCAAAUACUGCUAAUAAUUGAUAAAUUAUUUCGCAGGUAAAUGUAACAUUAAUAUAUUAGACUUAAAAGUAUAGGCAUACCUUGUUUUAUUGCAGUUUGCUUUAUUGUGCUUUGCAGAUGUAUUUUUUACAAAUUGAAGGUUUGUGACAACCUUGCGUUGAGCAAGUCUAUCACAUUAUGAUUAGCAUUUUUUAGUAAUAAACUAUUUUUUAAUUAAGGUAGGUACAUUGUUUUUUUUAGACAUAAUGCUAUUGUACACUUAAUGGAUUACAGUAUAGUGUAAACAUAACUGAUAUGCCCUGGGAAACUCGGUUUAUUGUGAUAUUUGCUUUAUUGCAGCGGUCUGGAACUGAACUCGCAAUAUCUCCAAGGUAUGCCUGUAUUUGAGCGUAUAAUACAGCUUAAUUAUUUCUGGAAUAAAAUAUUACUUUGAAGAAGAGCCAGCCAGUCAAUUGUGGAAAUCAUUAGGAGAAUCAUGCAAAUGCUAUCAAAUGAGUCUCCAUUCAUUUAAUUAAGAAUUAUGGAACUCUCACAUAAGCCAACUUGAAAUUAGCAAAAUGUGCAGCAGCAAUAAUGCUGACCAAGUUGGGAACCUCAAAAUGUGGACCUUUUCAAGAGAAGAACCAAGUAGGUAGGCAAAGCUCAUCUCAGACAUCAUCUUCCCAGGAGGAAGGAAUCUUGGAUUACUUGUUCGUUUUUGUUUUUAAACUGUCUUGUGGUUUUACUAAUGAUGGUUGGUGUUUCUUGUCAGAAUUUGUGUCCAAAAAGGCAAGAUAUGAAAUAGUGAAAUAACUUUCAAAAUAAGAAAUGAACAGAUGUAGACAGAUUAUAACAGCGUUAGCUUCUUUGUGUGGUUAGUUCUGUUUUUUAGGAGUGAUACUGCAUCGCUUCAUGGAGCCACUUUGACUGAUCACUGGAGCAACUGAUACCAUCAUGUAUCAAAGGAAAGCACGGGCCGCUUCACAUUGAUGGAAAUAAUUUCUGUGUGUGCAGAGUAACCAGUCAGAAGUGGCACCUGGAGUGGGGGACUGUUUUGUUUCAUGGAGCUGUAUCAAAGGGAGAUGUCACUGAAGGUUCAUCAAAGGGAAGCAUCAAUUUGAGGCUUUGCACAAGCCUUCAUUUUUGUUGUGUUGUGUUUUGCUAACUGAAAAGUGUUUAUAAAGUGACUUCAACCUGUUUAUGACUAUUAUUAAUACUAAGUUUUCUUAAAUGUGUAGUUACUGUACAGUAAUAAUUUCUUUUUAUGCUGUUGAUAUAUAAACAUCCUAGUUGGAUAGGAACGAACAGUACUAGGAUUGUUGUAUUCUGAUAUAUUCUGAGAAACCAGUUCAGGUAUAUUUAUAAUAUUCAAACUACUAAGUCAUUACUGUUAAUUUACAUUAGUUAAGCUAUUUUUGUGCUAAUUACUGUUGGACCAAAUUAAGGAACUGCCAGUUUUUCAUAUGUUCCAUUUUGUUUUUGCUUUAGUAUUUGUUAAAAUAAACAACUUUAAUAUCUACACAUUUAUUUCAUCUUAUGUUUGGGUGUGGGUUGGACAGAUUGGGUUAUUAAAUGCAAAGUUAAAGAAUUUUUCCUGUUACAGCCACACUUUCUUUAUGAUACUUAAUAUUCUUGUAGAAGAGGGGUGCCUGAAUUGAAUGCUGUCCUUCAGGACUGUAUAGGCUUAAAUUCAAUAGCAAAACGUUUAUUUUUAAUGGUGCCUUUUUCUACAGCUUUUUGUAAAAAAUACGCUGUAGGGUGCAUUAGGCCAUUAUCAGGUUUAACGUCCCCCCCCCCUUUUUUGUUUUUGCUUAAAACCCUACCAGCUAUCCCC